Molecule: messenger RNA, 573 nt
Organism: Oikopleura dioica
Lineage: Eukaryota; Metazoa; Chordata; Appendicularia; Copelata; Oikopleuridae
Source: the annotation of a GenBank genome assembly
AUGAUGCCCUUGAGAGACAACCUUUACUUCCGUCGCCUCGCUGUUCAUUUUGCUGGCCUUAGCAAAGAGGAAAUGACAGGCGCUGAAGAAAAAGCGAUUCGUAACAUAAAAAAUGCGGUUGCUUCUAACAUGGUCGUCUCAGAGGAAGCUACGGAAGAGGUGCUUUUACCCGAUGAGAAAUGGGCAGCUGAUCUUGCGCAGGAGCUUCUCGCUGAACACAUCUCCGGUCUAAUUGACGAUGCUCAACUUGUAACGAAACUUUUUUUGGAGUAUCGCAGACGUCUCGACACUAGACGAGACAGUAAAUUUACUGUCUUAAUGGGCUUCUACGAUUAUAAUUAUGUUGUUUCUGUUGGUUAUAUGAUUAUUGGAUCAGUGAGUCAUGGCGACUCAGCUCAAGUGAAUUCAUUUAUCGUCACCCUGAAGCGUGCUCUUCUUGGCGAGCUCGAUCGCUACCUACAGGAGCUUGCAGACAAAAUUCAUGAGCACUUUCUUGGUCAACGACUCCCCAUUCGACGUGGGCUCGCAUACACAACUCCCUGGAUGCGCAAACGAUUCGAUAUCCAACACUGA